Messenger RNA from Talaromyces rugulosus, 1269 nucleotides. RefSeq lists its product as uncharacterized. Lineage: Eukaryota; Fungi; Ascomycota; Eurotiomycetes; Eurotiales; Trichocomaceae. The record is from RefSeq and is a predicted model, not a curated record. The transcript has 4 exons. The coding region runs from base 1 to 1269 and encodes 422 amino acids.
AUGCCUGAUGAUAUUCUGCCGAUCGAGAUCUCCAAUGAAAAGUCAGACGAGUACGCUCUAUGUGCAUUUUUUUAUGAAUACCGCCUCGUCUCAACCGAUCAGGCGGCCUCUCGCGGCUUUUUGAGUAACCUUGAGCGAACUCUUCAUCGACUAGGUCCAAAAUCUAAUUUGGCACAAGCCUGCAGACUGGUUUCUGGGGCCACUCAUGGCAUUAAGCUUCGCCGUCCGGUUCUCACUUUUCAGGCCAAUCAUUUAUAUCAUGAGCUGUUGGCAUCAUUGGCGCUUGCAAUACACGACUCUAUAUCAGCAAUAAGGAGAGAUGAAUCUAUAUUAGUUGCCAUGCUCCUGGGCCUUUAUGAGAUUAUUGUUGCCGACUCCGUCCGCCCAGGUGACCACGAUGCUCAUGCAGGGGGGGUGGCAGCCAUGUUACAGAUCAACAACUCGCCUCUAAGCCUUUUACAGGCAAUCCAGGAUGGUAAUCUAUUUUUCUCCCAUCACACGUUGCAGAAUCCUUGCCGCGGUUUACUCGUUAUUCCCAAUUCAAAAAAUACCAGUAGGCCCUUGGAUGAUUUUCUACUUCAACUUGGUUCCCUCUGGAACCGAACAAAGGUUGCCUUGGCCGGUUCACAAUUACAAUUACGCUCUGCCCUGAGAGCGGAAGCAUUAUGUCUCGAGAAUAACCUUUGUCAAUGGGAGAAGUCAUUGGACAACCACUUCCAUCCGAGUACGGUCCACCACGUACUAUGGAAAGAACCAACGACCGGAUACGAAAAAAUCAAUGUGGGCUACUGGCCUGGCAAAAUUGAUACAUACGUUGACCACUACGUUGCAGGGGUGUGGAAUACGUACCGGGCAGCGAGGCUAGGACUUUUGAGCCUGAUCCUUGACCUAUCUCAAGAUACAGAUGAUACCAGGUCUCAUGAUAUACAACAUGGUUAUGCUAAAGGACUGGUCUCAGACAUGCUCGCCUCUAUUCCAUACCACCUAACUGACGACCUACACGUUUUUUCCCGCGACAUGAAAAGGCAAAAUGAAAUUGCAAAUCCCGGGAAAGCAAUCCAUGGCUUGCUACUUAUGCAUGCAAUUUAUAUCACUUCUAAUCUUUCAAUUGUAGAACCGGAUGUCCGUGUGCACUUGAAAGAUUGCCUUGUGUGGAUCGGGAAACAUAUGGGCAUUGGACAGGCAUCGUUUCUAGCCACUGCUACCAAGGUAGACACAAAGUACUUUGCUGGAAGCUGCAUGAUUGUGUUAUUCGGUUUACUGGUUUGA